UGCGCUGUCACUCUUCUGGAAACCAACGUUUUGCUUCUGACGUGGUAUCGCCUGCUGACUGGAGUGUAACUUUUUCACACACCAGUUCAGUUAAAACCAAUUACAAUUUGUUUAUUUAGUAAAAACAGUAGUGAUAACUAGUCGAAAAAUGAAGUACACAGGAUAUUUCCUGUUUUUGGUUAGCUGCCUUAUGCCUGCCGUAUGGACGGCAAAAACAGUGUCCAAAUUUAUCACCCCCUUAGAUCAGGAUCGAUACCAGAGCAUCUUCAACGAAGGCCUGCGCUCCAAUGAUUUACAGUCCGUCUAUUAUUCCUCUCUUAAUGCAGCUGAAGUCGAGAAACCCCAGGAUUCUUGCAAGCGUCUCGUAACGGUGUACGGAGAAUCAAAAUAUAAUGACGUCGAAAAAAAUUUCUAUCUGACGGGUGCUUGGAAAAACUUCGGUUGCAAGGAACCCAUUCCAGCUAAAGUAACCGAUUCGGUGAAAAGUCUUUCUCAGAAGCAAUUCAGCUCAGCGCAGGAGCUGUACUUUUACUUCCAUUCCGUUAAAAAUAUAAACCACCCGGUUGACGAAGCCCAAAAAGUUCGGCUGGCAAAGAAUUUGCAAACGGUGCUGCUUAAGGAUGAUUCGCUAAGCAGUUUGGGUCAUGCCUUCGCAGUCGCAGCGGAAAUCGGCACUCACGGUGCAGCCACCUACGAUCGCGUCGAGGAAGCUUUCGUUCAGGCUGACGAAGUUGACGGAAAAAUGCUGCAGUUUGAGGGUGGUCUGAGUAUCACCGCUUUAAUUGUAAACAGCGCCUUCAAGCUUGCCAGCAGCCUACAGAAACCCAUUCCCAUCAACGCCGAUCAGGCGGUGAAAUUUGCCACCUAUUUCCUGUCCCGUGCUUCAGUACAAACUCCGAAAGGCGUAAGCAUUCUGCUGGAAGCAUUGAAUACGUUAUCAUCACAAAAAACAAUCGCACCGAUUUGUGUGAUGCUCUCUGGAAAUGGUCAACUUUUGCCCGAAUCACCGGUUCUUAGCGUCCGUGUGAGUGACCUUCUGGGCAAACCGUUGACUCCAGCCCUGGCCGUUGUGGGUGCCAGCGUAAAAUCUAAACUGUCCAAUGAAGUACUCGCUAGCAAAGUCAACUUGGUGCCGAGCAACUCCAACCCAAGCAUUUUCACAUACAACCUAAAAUCGUUGAACCCUCAACGGGGCCAGUACAAGGUGGACAUCGAGGCGGGUGGUUAUAAACAGACUCUCAAGGUGAACAUGCUCGGAAAGGUCGCGGUUAGCUCGUUGGAAAUCGGUGUUGGCGAUUCUGAUAGCACUUCAGCCGUCAAAAAGCACUCGGUUGAGUUCUCCAAAAAGUUAGGCGUCGAACUGGCGGCCGAUUCGCAGCAAAAGAUUGUCCUACGAGUUCAGCUGGUGGAUGAAGCCAGCAAGAAGCCAAUCAAUGUACAUCAGGCCUUUGUGUUGCUGCGCAACAAAGCAACUCAGCAGGAGAUUAUCUUCGUAGCCGAAGCGGAUUCAUCGAAGGCCUAUAAGUUUGAAAUGGAUGUCGGAGCAAGAAGUGCCGAUUUCGGUUACAAGAGCGGACUCUACUCGAUUGAGCUUAUCGUUGGAGAUGCCUUGAUAUCCAAUUCCUUCAAGUGGCUGGUAGCUGAUGUGAAUAUUAAAUUCUCCGGUGAAGCACCUAAAGAAAACGCUGCUCAACCUCGACAACCGCUGCCAGAAAUUGUUCAUCAAUUCCGCGUUCCCGAGAAGCGUCCGCCUCGUCUGGUGUCGGAUUUAUUCACCGCUCUCUGCUUGGCACCUCUAGCACUACUAUUACUGCUCUGGAUCAAGCUCCGCGCCAACGUGGCUAAUUUUCCCAUCUCGCUGGGCGCUCUUGGUUUCCAUCUAGGAUUGGGUGCAAUCCUUGCGCUAUUCGGCGUUUUCUGGCUGAAGCUGAACAUGUUCGAGACGAUCCGUUAUUUGAUUCCGUUGGCACUGGUGACGUUCCUCUGCGGUAACCGGUUGCUGCGGGCAAUUGCCGCGCGGGGCUCGGAAAAGUAGAUGUUUUAAAGGAUCUCACAGUCACACAUUUAGCCUCGCAUCUGCGGCGCGAGGUUCUACCAACGUAACACUGAUGGACAUCUGCGCCAGGGGUUUAUUGAUUUAUUCCGAUGGUGAGUCAAUAUUUUCAGUUUUAUUGGAAAUAAUCUGCGAAGGAUGGAUGUAGUGCAGUAGAGUAACCAUUGCCGGUCGUCGUUCGUUCGACUAGCUAUAAUAUGCAGUAAAAUCGAUUAAGCGAAUAUUAGUUUGAGUGGAAUAAAGUUGGACGACGUCGCAUUUAAUACAA
Molecule: messenger RNA, 2321 nt
Organism: Wyeomyia smithii (pitcher-plant mosquito)
Lineage: Eukaryota; Metazoa; Arthropoda; Insecta; Diptera; Culicidae
Gene: OstDelta
Product: dolichyl-diphosphooligosaccharide--protein glycosyltransferase subunit 2
Exons: 5
Coding region: 149-2035 (628 amino acids)
Biological process (GO): protein N-linked glycosylation
Cellular component (GO): oligosaccharyltransferase complex; membrane
Source: RefSeq, a predicted model, not a curated record